Molecule: messenger RNA, 2268 nt
Organism: Cloeon dipterum
Lineage: Eukaryota; Metazoa; Arthropoda; Insecta; Ephemeroptera; Baetidae
Gene: Gint3
Product: GDI interacting protein 3
Exons: 6
Coding region: 493-1896 (467 amino acids)
Cellular component (GO): cytoplasm
Molecular function (GO): protein binding
Source: RefSeq, a predicted model, not a curated record
CUUCGCCUGCGUGCUCAAGGAAGUUGAAUCGUCAUCCGCCUGACUCGGACGAUUAAUGUCCGCGCCGCCCUUGGAGGAGCGCGCAGAAGUGUCCAGUGAGCAGAGCAACCCAUUGUUCGAACUCUUGCAGCAAUACCUGAACCUCGUGUGGGGCCUGUGCUGCCAAUUCCUGGGCCUCAAACAGCCGUCGCAAACUCAGCAGCCAGUCGGUGUGCAACCGCCCGAGCCCGACCUGCUGCUGCAGCAGCUGACCGAGUGGUUCACUCCGGACGAGUUCCAGCUGAAGCUGUUCAAAGGUUUCUGCCUGGUGUUGUUCUUCAACUUCCUGUUCAUCUGCCUGGCGUGGAGCUACUACGGACCCACUAUUUCUGACAAGUUGAUGCGCCCUGCCACUUCCAAGUCGAUCUUGGAGCUGAAGAAGAGCGUAUCACAGCUGAAACUUCCCACCGAACACACUCCUCGCAUUUGAUUCCGUAUUUAAACUAAGUCACAAUGGCCGGAGGAGGUAAAAAGAACAAGGACGACGAGAAGCUUGGCAGCAAGAUCCAGCGCUUCUUCAAGGGAAAGAAAAACGAGGCCAAGGUCAAACUAGGCAUGACCGGCCCUGGUUACCGCCUCGGCGACGCCGCCACGAGUUCUUCGACAAGAAGCAGCAGCAGCAGCAGCUCUGGGACGUCCAGGGAGCCUGUAAAGCGGGUUGAGACGUCCCAGGAGGCCAGACAGGCUGGGGCCGCUGCCCUCGCCAGGAUGGGGAAGAAAGGCAGUGAUGACGCUGCCUUUGGAACUUCAAUGGCCGCAAUUAGGGCUCAGGCUCGACGGGAGCUGGAGGCAGAAAAGGCGGCGGCCGCCGCUGCUGCCGCUCCCCCGAAAGAGGAGUCGCCGCCGCCACCCGUGCAGGACCCUGAGCGCAUGCUCAUCUCUGGAAUCUACUUCGCCUGUCCGAUGAUAGGCCCAGAAGUCCUUACAAAGAAGGAGUGGGACAUUAAGAUCCGCGAGUUCCUCUACGAGCAGUUGGAGCACGAGCGUUCGCUGACCGCCGUGUUGAUGAUCCACUCGCUGACCAAGAACCGCGAAAAGGUGGAACAGUGCGUCGCGCUGCUGCAACGCAUGUUCGACAAUCUGAUCCAGAAUCCGGACGUGGAGAAGUACCGCCGCAUCAAGUUGGACAGUAACGCAUUCCGGGACAAGCUGAAGGACGUGGAGGGUGCGCUGGAGCUGCUGCUGGCCGUCGGCUUCGAAGAGCAGGAGAUCGCGAAUGAUGCCGGAGUAAUGGAGAAGUAUCUCGUCCUGCCCGCGGACAGACUUGGAGAAGACGGCAGGGAACAUCUCAUGGCCAUGUGCGACGCCUUGUCCGAAGCGGAGCCGAUCACGCUGCAGCUGGACCGCGGCAUGCAGGUGAUGCAACCGGUGGAAGCAAGCAGAAGGACCGAGCUGCCACCCGAGAUUUACAGACUGACGCCUCAGGAGCUGAAGCGGCUGCAGCAGGCCAAGACGGAGGCCAUCGAACGCGGCCAGAUCCUGCGCACCAAGGCCAUGCGCGAGAAGGAGGAGGCGCGAGAGAUGAAAACCUACAAGUAUGCCGUCAUCAGGGUCCGGUUCCCUAAUAAUGUGUUGCUACAGGGCACAUUUAAUGUUUAUGAGAAGUUGGCGGAGGUGCUGGCUUUCAUCAGGGAGCAGCUGCACAGCUGGGAAGGCAUGGAUAAGCGUCCCUUCGUGGUCACGACCCCAACCGGCGAGAAGCUGUCCGAAGGCGGACAGGAGGAGACGAUGAACCUAAUGGACCUCAAGCUGGUGCCGACCGCGAUCUUGAACUUUGCGUGGAGCAAGCCGUUACCCGCUGGCGCCGAAGAGUCCUAUUUAAAGCCAGAAGUUUUGUCUCUCCUGUCACAACUGUGAAUAAUUUAUUCCGCACCUUAUACCGACGAACUGCAACAGCUUAAAAUAAAUUAUUCCGUUGCUGUGAUUAUAAAAAUCAAUGGGAAAAUGUAUUUUGGUCUACUUAGUAUGAAUGAAAUUAUCUUCAGGUCUUUUUCAGUGCUUCAUUUAAAAAAAAAAUAUAAGUGUCAAUUGUUACUCGAUUUUUUUUUAAUCUUUGCUUGUGGUGGCUUUUGCAAGCCACAGGAACGAUUGAUACUUUUUAAGAUUCACUGCAAAUUAUGCUACUAGCUGUAUCCUCCAAAAUUGUGAUUUCAUUUCAUCCAAAUAAAAAUUUAUAACGUGUUUUUUGGAGAAAAUAAAUCAUUUAAAGAUGCAUGCAAAAGAACUAAA